UUAUUUGUAGAACUAAAAUCACAAAAGUAUUUUCGCCGAGGAAAAAGCUGCAUUAUGUUAACACUAGAAAAAACACUCGGAAGGAUAGUAUGCAUUAUAGGUGGAAUACUUAUUUGUUGUGACGUCACCAAUUCGCAAGUAUCUUUGUAUUCCAGAGACAUCAUUGAUAUUACGAAGGGAAAGAAAAUUUACUUUCAAGAAACGCAUGGAUACGAACAGAUGGAGCAGAAUAAAAUGUUUUACAAAGUUGAAUUAGUGGAAGCUUGGAAUGAAUACCCGGUACUUGAUCAUUACAACUUUCUCGCAGCCAACAUUACCCAUUCCUGUUUCUGUGACUGUCCAGGUGGUCACAAUAGCUGCUUUAAGGAUGAUAACUUCUGUCAGACGACUAGAGGGGCACAUUGGUGCUACAGAAUAGCUCUUCCAGAGCAGGCAUCCACUGGAUGUCUGUUAGAAAAACUGGACAAUGCUGAAGUGUGCUGUAACAUUCAGAUAUAUCCGAACCAACAUCUGGGAUUACACACCGCUCUUCAGUUAGGUGUGCCUGCUACCAAACUUAAGUUUAAGGUAAGCCCCCACAGUCACUCUUUAGAUAGUGUGAAGACUCCCGUGAAAUACAUCACCGUCGAUGGAACUAAUGGCAAACGGAGAUUCGACAAGUUUGAACUCGAAAUCUUUGGAGUCCUUCAACCAACCAGUCUAAAGGAAGGGAUGUAUAUUUUGAACCCCCGAGGAGAGAUUUAUCUAAACCAUAGUAUUGGGAUAAAUCUCUCUAAAGAAUUCAAUCUUAAAAAACUAGGGUGGUUUAAGUACGUUAACGGAACGUGGGAAGUACCACACGUGGAAACUUUCAAAUCUAGCUUCAGCGUAGAAACUUUACACUGUAAGAAUAAUAAGUUUGCAGUUUAUAUGAACGUCGCUCAACUUCGCGACGAGGAGUCUCUCCAGGUCAUCUCAAAUAACGUUGGAAAGCUCUACAAAGAAUAUAUCAAAAAAAUAUUCUAUACGGAGCUUGGAGGGGUGAAAAUUGUGGAAGAUUUGUCAAGGACAAGAGAAAUUAGGAUACGGUUUCGGAAGGCACAUGUCAUGAAGACUCCCCACAGUAGAUAUUCAUUUGGAAACAGAGGCAUCAUCCAGUUUACAUCUAGUAUUCGACUGGAUAGACACCAGAAUGUGUUUCUCAUCAUAGAGUUGUACGAUCCACCAGGGCCAGUCGAAGGAUUUGCGACAUCCGAAGAAAAGCAAGAAUAUUUUUCAUUUUCCGUUGAUUCUAGUCACAAGCAAGUCCUAUCUCAUCGUCUGUCUUCUUGUGAAAACCAAAUUAAAAUUUGUUUGUGGUCAAGUUUGGACAGUCGUAUCAACUGCAAGGAUACUAGUUGUGUGAGAAGUAAUUUUACCAUCACAAAUAACGAGAAAAAAAUUGACUUGAUGCUACCAUUGUCCAAAGGAGUUCAGAAUCGUGAAAAAAAGAACAUUGCUCCUAUUUGGAUAAUCUUCGUCUUUAGUUUCUUAACAAUAUUUAUAAUUUGUUUGCUGUUAUUCGUUGCAUACAUGAAAAUCAAGAAAACACAGCGAAAUGAAUAAAAGGGUGCACCCUUUUCCACUACUUCUCGACUUUCUGAAAGUCCUCUGAUGUGUCAGUUCAUCGACUUACAACGCUAAAAUCGGGGAUCCGAUUGCUCACUGUGAAGUGAGCGAAAAUAGUGCAUUGUGUAGCUUUACGCUAAGAAAACAACAAAUAUACGCCUUUCUAAGACAUUUCAAUUUAAGUUUACAACGCAUGGGGGUCACCACCAGGGAAACAGAGUUUGCACGAUCUCUUCACUUUUGUAACAAGACGGACGGAGUAUGGUAUUCCCUUAACGUACCAUGAAUAAAAUAAAGCUUUCAAAAUGUCUUCUAUGUGACAUAGUAGCGCUUUUUUCUUACUGUACAACAAUGCUACUUCAGUAAGCAACAGCAGAAUUCCGAAAGAAAAUGAUAUUGUUGCAUUAGGUAUCUAAGCAACUAUAUCACGUGUUACUAGCAGCAGAACCAUAAUGUUAAAUUGUAUUAUUUUAUUUAUUCAUCCCCACGACUAGUUGUUCAGUAGACCCCCACCAUUUGUUCGUAUUUGACGGGACCUCUGAUAUAAUAUGUAUGAAGAUUACGACAAGACCCUUAUAAUAAGUUGUCGUGAAUCAUCCAAACUGUUAUUCGUAAGUAUAAAGUAUUUCUUCUGCCUGUGUAAUAAAAUAGCCAAAUUGCACCUGGUGGUUCAAAUUUCACUUAUUACUUUUCCUCGCAAAAUUAUGUGAUUAAAAUUAUGAAAUUAAACCCACAUACCUCGAAAUAGUGACUGAAUAGUAUCUAGAUAAUUAUUGAAAAUUGAAAUAAACAUUUGUUUCUACGAAGUUAUCAGUCACUAUUUAUUAUCGUAUUGUGAAGAUCCAAUAACUGGUUUUGAUGUUCACAGGCAACAUUACAAAAC
Messenger RNA from Limulus polyphemus (Atlantic horseshoe crab), 2470 nucleotides. RefSeq lists its product as uncharacterized. Lineage: Eukaryota; Metazoa; Arthropoda; Merostomata; Xiphosura; Limulidae. The record is from RefSeq and is a predicted model, not a curated record. Gene Ontology annotation, biological process: syncytium formation by cell-cell fusion; multicellular organism development. Gene Ontology annotation, cellular component: cell-cell contact zone; extracellular region. Bases 55 to 1584 code for a protein of 509 amino acids. The transcript is spliced from 3 exons.